Messenger RNA from Lingula anatina, 8510 nucleotides. RefSeq lists its product as uncharacterized. NCBI's taxonomy places the organism in Eukaryota, Metazoa, Brachiopoda, Lingulata, Lingulida, Lingulidae. The record is from RefSeq and is a predicted model, not a curated record.
UUCAGAGGUUGUCUGACACCUGUAGAAAUAGAGGAAUCUCUGUAGUCAACCCACUGUGUUAGCUUAUAGAAGGAAAAUAACAGCUGGUUUGGCAGGAUACAAGGUAUAAGGUGUACUGACUGCUUGGAUUAUAGAGAAGGAAAGAAGUCUGGAAAGCAGAAAGCAAGAUAUAAGGCCCAGGUUUAAAGAAAGAGAAAAGAAAAGCUAGUUUUUAGCAGACAAGAUAUUAAGUUAGCUGUAAAGAAGAAAAAGGAGAUAAUGCCACGAAAAAGCAAACAGGGUGCUAAACAGAGUUUGGCAAAAAAAAGAGAGAGCAUGAGAGCUCUGCGUAGUUCGAGAUAUUCCAUUGUUUCUUUUGUGCAAGGCAGGAUUCAUCAAGGAAGUGAGAUAUUUUUAGAGGGCAAUGCUGGCUCACAGUGUACUUGCAUGGCUUUGAUGGCACUUGUAUAUAACGAGGUGAAGAAUGUCAGGGAGUGGGACAGUACAGAUGUAGAAAGUAUUUUGUAUGCUGGUGAUGAUCUUUAUCAAAGGAAUCGAGGAGAAAAAACAUUCUUGCUUGUUACAGAGUUGCCGACUGAAGUUGAGUACAACGAGAGUACUUAUAUUAUUGGAACAGAAGAAGCUUUGAAUGGAUCUUUGGGCAUGCAGGAGUCAUGUCCUCCAUUUUAUAAUUUAGAAGAUGCAGUAGAUCUUGGGUAUACUCAAACAGGGAAUUUUUAUUUUCUUAUGGGUUCAGAAGAAUUAAGUUAUGCUACAAUGGUUUUAGGACAACAUGAUGGCAGAUACUAUAUAUUUGAUUCUCAUAGCAGAAAUUCUAGAGGACUGACCGACCCAAAUGGGAAGGCCACAGUUUUGGAACUGCGGUCACGAAGUGAACUUGUUAUCUAUCUAAGGGCUUUAGCAUCUUCUUUAAAUUUAAAUGAUAGCACUGCCUUUGAGGUGACACCCUGCAAGGUUAGACUUACAAAUGAUCUGUUUUCCUUUGAACUGAAAACUUAUUUCGAAAAGCAGAGGAAAUACGAAGAUAUGCAAAAAAAGGAAAAAAGAAAGGAACAAGUAAAAGCCUACAAAUCCCAGCCAAUAACUAAAACAAAAAGUAUUAAAAGAGAUGCACAAUAUAGAAGGAAAAUAGCAGUAAUGUUGAAACGAAAAGAGCAAAAAAGGACCUACCUUUCUAAGCCAAGUGUCCAGGAGAAGAUGAAAGAAAGCGGACAGGUAUACAGGUCACAGGCACACAUCAAAGAGCAAAGAAAGGUAAAAGAUGCAAUCCAUUUUGGACAAGAAGAAGUGAAAGAUGCAAGACGCAAAAGGGAGCAUAUGUUUCUUGCUAGCCCAGAGAAUAAAUUAAAAAAGCAACUUAAACAGAAAUCUCAUAGAUCUAAGGAAGAAGUGCGACAAAAGAUACGAGAACGUGAUUCUAAAGGUCGUAAAGUACCAGAAGUGAAGGCUGCUAGACAAACAAGGGAAAAGAUAUACUUAGCAGAUGCAGAAAAGAGAUCAAGAAAGCAAGCAAAACAGAAGCUACAUCGAUCUGACAGGGAGGUAAAACAGUAUAUACAAGAACGGGACAGUAAACGACGUGCACAGAAAGAUGUCAAAGCAGCUAGACAAACAAGGGAAAAGAUAUACUUAGCAGAUGCAGAAAAGAGAUCAAGAAAGCAAGCAAAACAGAAGCUACAUCGAUCUGACAGGGAGGUAAAACAGUAUAUACAAGAACGGGACAGUAAACGACGUGCACAGAAAGAUGUCAAAGCAGCUACACAAAGAAGGGAAGAGAUAUAUUUAGCAGAUGUAGAAACGAGAUCAAGAAAACAGGCAAAACAGAAGCUACAUCGAUCUGACAGGGAAGUAAAACAAUACAUACAAGAACGGGACAGUAAACGACGUGCAGAAAAAGAUGUCAAAGAAGCUAGACAAAGAAGGGAGAAGAAAUAUUUAGCAGAUGUAGAAAAAUCAUUACAGAAACAGACAAAACAGAAGCUACAUCGAUCUGACAGGGAAGUAAAACAAUACAUACAAGAACGGGACAGUAAACGACGUGCACAAAAAGAUGUCAAAGCAGCUAGACAAGCAAGGGAAAAGAUAUACUUAGCAGAUGCAGAAAAAUCAUCACAGAAACAGGCAAAACAAAAAUUGCACCGUUCUAAGAUUGAAGUGAAAAGAAAAAUACAAGAGAGGGAAAAAAGAUAUCUGGCUUCAAAAAUUGUUCAAGCAAAGAGAAGAAUUGCAAGAAAAUUAUACUAUUCACAGAAGAAAAUACAAACGAAAAUACAAGAAAGAGUGAAAAAACAUCGUGCACAAGAACACAUUAAGGAGCAAAGAAGGGAAAGUGAGAGACGCUGGAGGAAGAGCAGUCCAGGAAUAUAUUCCAAAAGAUUCAAGAUGGAAAAGCUAAAAGAACAGCAAACAAAUGUACAUUUUGCCAUACAAAAUUUCCAAAAGAAAUGUAAGGAAAUCCCCGAGUUUGUUUGCUGUUGUUGUAAUCGUCUUCGCUUUAGGAACCAAGUACAAGCUUUUAGAGAACAAAACUAUCAGGAGGAAAUAUUAAUUUUGAGCAAAAUUAUUGAUAUGGGAGCAGAGAAAAAGAUAUGCACUUACUGCCAUCAGAAAAUGUCUAAGAAGAAAGUAUCACCAAUUAGUUAUAAUGGAAAUAGCAUUAAAUCUAUGGACAUGCCAGGAGAUAUUGGUACUUUAAAUCCAAUUGAACAGUUACUUUUAACUCCAGUAAUACCUUUUAUGAAAAUUGUUUCAUUGCCUAAAAGCCAACAGCAUGGAGUCCAUGGCCCUAUUGUGUGUGUACCAGCCAAUGUGAAGGAAACAAUUACAAAAUUACCUGCCUCUCCACGUGAAAGUGGACUCAUUAGAGUUAAACUAAAAAGAAAGCUUGGAUACAAAGGUCAUCAUCUGUAUCAGAAAAUAAGUCCAAGAACAGUGAAAAAAGCAUUUGAUUUUCUUUCGAAACACCAUCCUGAUUUUUCUGGUAUUGUCUAUGAUGAAGAAGGAGUCAAAACUACUAUGGAACACCUUAGAAAUGAGGACAGCGAUGAAACAGUGGAAAACAGUACAACUGUGGGAAAGAGUCAAGGACCUUUAAGUAAACAGCAAUCAAACAUACAGGGCAAUGUGGGUGUUGAAGAUGAUGCUGAAACUUUUAAUAGGAAACAACCAAACUUGGAAACUAGUAUAGAUGUGGGAGGGAGUCCAGAAACUUCAAGUAGGGAAGAAUCAAACAUGGAAACCGGUGUAACUGUGACAGCAAGUCAAGAAAUUUCAAGUAGGGAACAAUCCAAGUUGGAAACCAGAGUAACUGUGGGAGAGAGUCAAGAAAUUUCGAGUAGGGAACAAUCCAAUGAUAAUACAGAGGAUGAAGUUACAGAAACAAGUGUUCCACUUGUAACGUGCUUACAACCGGAAGAUUUGGCUCAGCAUAUAUCAGAUAAGUACGAAGACAAAAUAUUAUGUUUUGCUCCAUCGGAAAAUCAGCAUCCUGAGUCUACAUUCAACAAGGAAGUUCAGUCCUUCCCAACUUUGUUUCCAAAUGGAAAAAACGCCUUUUCUGAAAGCCGGAAGUACAAGUUGUCAUUUAGUCAAUAUAUCAAAAGCAGACUGUUUUCUGCAGAUACCAAAUUUGCUAUGAACACACAAUAUAUAUUUUACUUACAAUACAUAAAAGAAUUUCAAGAAGUUUUGUCUUCUGCAAAAAUAAGUGAAAGAAAAGGUUCAGCAAAAUCAGGCAAGAUUAAUAUAGAUAGUUUUGAAACAGAAAACUCAUUAAAACAGAUGCUAAAAAAUAAUGAAGGUUAUAAGUUUUUAUCAAAAGUUAGAGGAUCUGCACCAUACUGGGAGCGAACAAUGAAAGAUUUAUGUGCCAUGGUAAAACAACUGGGUAUCCCAACUUGGUUUUGUAGUUUUUCUGCAGCAGAUAGACGAUGGAAGGAAAUUGUUCAUGCUAUUCUUAAAUCUCAGGGAAAGGUAGUCCCUGAUGAGAUGGAUUGGACAGAACACUGUAAGGUUAUUAACAGUAACCCAGUUAUUGCUGCAGCCAUGUUUGAUAAACGCAGUCAUCAUCUAAUAAAUGACCUGAUCAAGUCUGCUUCACAUCCAAUAGGCAAUGUGAUUGAUUUUUUCUAUAGAAUAGAAUUUCAGCAAAGGGGGUGGCCACAUAUUCAUGCUUUGUUUUGGGUUCAAGAUGCACCUAUUCUAGAUAGAUCUGAGCCAACAGAUGUAGUUAGUUUUAUUGACAAGUAUGUUACUUGCCAGUUACCACAUGAAGAGGAACCUUUGUAUGAAAAAGUAUCCAAAUUACAAAUGCAUAGUAAAAAUCAUUCACGUAGUUGCAGGAAGGGGAAUCAAACUUGUAGGUUUAAUUUUCCAAGACAAGUAUCUACCAGAACCUUUAUAUGUAAACCAAUCAAGCUAGAUGAAGAACAACCUAAACAAAUUAUAAGAAAAGAAGCUAGAGAAGCUUUGGAAAAGUUGGCAAAAAUCACUAGUGAUGAGAAAAACAUAUCCCUUUCCGCCCACCAGUGUUUAGAAUUAGCAGGCAUGACACAAGAGAGUCUUGAAUAUUCCAUGGGUGUUUUAGCUAGAAAAACUAUCAUUGUUUUAAAAAGAGAACCUAAAGAAUGUUGGGUUAAUCAGUAUAACCCACAUUUAUUAGAAGCUUGGGAUGCUAACAUAGAUAUACAGUAUAUAGUAGAUGCUUAUGCAUGUAUUUGUUAUAUAGUGUCCUACAUCUCAAAAAAAGAGAGUGAAGAGGGUGAACUUCUUAAGGCUGCUCAAAAAGAGGCUAGACAAGGAAACACUGAAGCUGUGAAUGAGCUCAAAACAUUAGGAAAAGUUUACAUUACUCACAGGGAAAUUAGUGUUAUGGAGGCUAUCUACAGAUGUACUGGCAUGAAACUCAAAUGUUCAAGUAGAGAAGUACGCUGGAUAGCAGCAGAUAAAGAUGCAACUAGGUUGUCUUUGCCUCUAAACAUUUUAAAACAACAAGCCAAGGAAAAACGAUUGGAUAAUAUCUGGGCCAAGUCUGACUUAGAAAGGUAUUGGCAUAGGCCUGAUAAUAAAACAUUUGAGUUUAUGUCCCUUGCACAUUUUGUUGCCAAUUAUAGAAUGUAUGGUUCAAAACAAAUCAAAACAAACAAAGAUAACUCAGAUAGUGAAAAUGAACAUAGUGAUAGUGAAGGUAAAGACAUUACCUUAUUAAACAACUAUGGAUUUAUUAGUCUGCGCAACAGACCCAUCGUCAUAAGAUAUUUAAAAGGGUCAAUAGACCGUGACCCAGAAAGAUAUUUUGAAAAUAGAUUGCGUUUGUUUUAUCCUCAUAGAGGGCAAGAAAUCCUACCUUCUGCAUUUACAUCAUAUGAAAGUUUUCACAACAAUGCUAGUUUUGUUUUAAAUGAUGAAGAGAUCCCUAUUUAUGAAUUAGUGAACAGAAAUAGUGCACCCUUUGAAAAAGAUGCAGAGGUAAUUGAUAGUGCUCUACAACGAUCCCAUGAUGAUCAUGAGGAUGCGUGGGCUGAUAUUGCUCCGGGGGCUGAAGAACAAAGGAUUGAUGAUAAAAUGGAACAAAACUUUCCAGUUCUAGGUGAAGAUGCAGUUGAGGAAGUUCAUCUUCCAGAUUUAGAUGCUGCUCUACCAGAUAAAAUUGCAUAUAAGAAAUCAAACUUAUCAUGUGAAAAACUUCAGUUGCAGAUUUCAACAAAACAAGCAAAAGAAAUGCUAAGGUCUAUGAACAGUCAACAACUACAAAUAUUCAAUUACAUGCGAAAGUGGUGUCUAAAAAAAAGUCAAGGCAAAAAUCCAAAACCCUUCCACAUUUUUCUUACUGGUGGAGCAGGGACAGGUAAGACCCAUGUUAUAAAUGCUUUUCGGUAUGAAGCAGAAAACAUUUUGACUUCAUUAGAUUCACCUAAUGAAAAUCCAGACGAUAUAAAAGUGCUUUUAGUUGCUUACACUGGAACAGCUGCAUUUAAUAUACAGGGUCAAACUAUUCAUUCUGCUUUUGCGAUAAGAAGUCAAAAAGGUAAAGAUAGGAAAAAAUAUGUCCCAUUGGGAGAAGAGUUAUUAACAGAGCUUCGUGUAAGAUACAGAAGUCUCCAAAUUUUAGUAAUAGAUGAGAUUUCAAUGGUUGGUCAAAACAUGAUGCUGAAUAUAAGUCAGCGACUGAAUCAAAUCAAACAGACCAACUCUGCCCAAUCGGUUUUUGGAGAUAUCAGUGUUUUAGCAGUAGGAGAUUUUUAUCAAGUGGCUCCUGUAGCAGAUAAAGCUCUUUAUGUUACUGAUCCAGGCCAACUUUAUGAAUCAGAAUGGAAUAAUUUCUUAAAAUUUGAGCUUUCAAUAAUAAUGAGACAAAAAGACGAUCAACCAUUUGCUAAUUUGCUUAAUGCUAUCCGUACAAAGAAAAAGGAAGAACAAUUAAAACCUCAUGAUAAAGCUAUGCUUCUUGAACGUGUGAAUGAUCAACUUACAGCAGAUUCAACAAAACUGUAUAUUUUCCCUAGGAACAAAGAAGUUGAUGAACAUAACAAACAUCUCUUGGAGACACUUUGUUCUGACAUAAUUACUAUAGAGGCAGCUGAUAUAAUCCAUUCAAGGUCAGGACAAUCAAAAAGAAAAAAGGUUCCUUUUGCUAAAGAUUCUUUGGCGUUAAAACCACUGAUAGAAAUUGCUGUAAAUGCAAGAGUUAUGCUCACCACAAAUCUUAAUGUCAGUGAUGGACUUUCAAAUGGUGUCAUGGGUACUGUUGUUAAGAUAGAACAAGGUACAAAACCAUUAAAUCAACCUCAGUACAUCUGGGUACAUUUUGAUAACCCCAAAAUAGGUGCAAAUGCCAGGCAACAAACAGUAAGACCUGAAAACAUACCAACAAACAGUGUACAACUUAAGCCACAUGUAGAACUUUUUGACCAUCAGUCAGUAAAAGUGGCUCGUUAUCAAUACCCUCUCAAGUUAGCAUGGGCAUGCACUGUGCAUAAAACUCAAGGUAAAACUGUCACUGAUGCUGUGGUUUCGUUGAAGCAUGUCUUUGCACCUGGUAUUGGGUAUGUUGCACUUAGUCGUGCAACCAAAUUAUCAGGUCUGCAACUUUUAAGUUUUGAUAAAACUGAUGAAGCAAACUUGUACUGUGACGUUAAAGUAGAUGAUGCAAUGAAGGCCAUGAAACCUGUCAACCCAGACACAUUACCAAUUUUAAGACCAUUACAGAAAACACUAACAAUUGUAUGUCACAACAUCCAAUCUCUACCAGCUCAUUUCAAAGACUUAAAAAGUAAUCCAGAGAUGGCUGUGGCAGAUAUUGUAGGUAUUACUGAGAGUUGGCUAAAUAGUAAUGUCCCCUCUGCUAAAUACUCUAUUCCUGGUUUUCAGCUCAUAAGAUGUGAUCGUCAAAAUGACACCUCUAGAGGGGGGGUAGCCGUUUACAUUCGCAACACCUUGAAAGCAACUGAGGUCAAAAACAACUUUGUUACAAAGCCAGGUUUUGAAAGCGUAACUUUAACAAUCAAUGGUUAUUACGUAAGCUUUGUGUACCGUUCACCAUCAAUUGUAGGCCCAGCUUUUAAUAGGAAAAUACAGGAAAUUUUAAGCCAAAACAAAAAGCCCAUUAAACCAUCAAUUUUGUUAGGUGAUUUCAAUAUUGAUCUAUCUAAAGCUCCUCAAACCUCUGUUUGUCUUCCUUGUUUACAACACCAUAAGCAAAUGAUUGCCUCUCCAACAUUUAGAGGUGUUAAAGGGUACACUAGCCUGUUAGAUCAUAUUUAUGUACAAAAUGUAAGCACUAUAGAAACAGGUACACUGUGCACAUAUUACAGCGACCAUGAUCCUGUAUACGCUGUUAUACCCAUCAAUGCAUAGUAUAUGAAAUAUGUAGUUAUUUGUAAAAAAAACAUUGUAUAUAUGUAAGAAUUGUUAAUAUAAAUUAUUUGUAAAUAUAUUCCUUCAGAUGUUAAUGGCCUAAUGUAUUUGCUAGGAUAUUGUACAUAUAGUUUGCAUUUUAAACUGUAUAUAAACAUAUUUUGGUUUUAUUUCUAAUAUAAAUGAUUGCCUUAAUAUAUAACACAAUAUGAAUUUUUUUAUCUGUAAAGAGAUUUAUUUAACAAUAUGUAUUACACAUGUAUGCACAGAUUGAUUGUAAAAUAUUUUAAUUUGUAUUAUAGUUAGUACAUAUCAAAUAAUCAUGAUAAUAUAUUCACUCUUAUUUUUUGACCUCAACAUUUAAAUUAAGAUUGACAGAUGUUGUGAUUUUAUUUUAUAACAAAUGUAUGUAAAGAGAUGCUUUAAGUGUUUAAUAUAAAAAGAUAAACAGAUAAUUUGUAUUAUAUUUGAUACAUUUAAUUUGGUAAAAGGGUCACUGUUUAUUGUGGCCAUCCACAGCUCUAAAAAACACCUUUAAAAUUUAUUUAACACGAAAAUUGAUUUUAAUUAUUAUUUUAUGGGGGGAAGGGGUACAUUUUCAGUGGGGAAAUCUUUUGGGGUCUCUCUUCAAUUGUUUUUACAUUGUUAAAUUAUAU